Molecule: messenger RNA, 5234 nt
Organism: Phodopus roborovskii (desert hamster)
Lineage: Eukaryota; Metazoa; Chordata; Mammalia; Rodentia; Cricetidae
Gene: Slc36a4
Product: solute carrier family 36 member 4
Exons: 11
Coding region: 53-1555 (500 amino acids)
Biological process (GO): amino acid transmembrane transport; L-alanine transport
Cellular component (GO): vacuolar membrane
Molecular function (GO): L-proline transmembrane transporter activity; L-alanine transmembrane transporter activity
Source: RefSeq, a predicted model, not a curated record
GCUCGGCAGUGCGGGCGGCGGGGCUGGCGGGGCGACCGGGGGACCCCGAGGGAUGGAAGCGCCGGCGCCGGCGGAGGCGGCGGGAUGCGAGGAGCUCGAUAUGGACGUGAUGAGGCCCUUAAUAAACGAGCAGAAUUUCGAUGGGACGUCGGAUGAGGAACAGGAACAGACGCUCCUGCCUAUGCAGAAGCACUACCAGCUUGACGGGCAGCGUGGGAUUUCAUUCGUGCAGACCCUGAUGCAUCUUCUGAAGGGGAACAUCGGAACUGGCCUUUUAGGGCUUCCCUUGGCAAUAAAGAACGCUGGCAUUGUGCUUGGACCAAUCAGCCUUGUGUUUAUAGGGAUUAUUUCCGUCCACUGUAUGCACAUAUUGGUACGUUGCAGUCACUUUCUAUGUCAGAGGUUUAAGAAGUCAACGUUGGGGUACAGUGACACUGUGAGUUUUGCCAUGGAGGCCAGCCCGUGGAGUUGCCUUCAGCGGCAGGCAGCGUGGGGACGGAGCGUGGUAGACUUCUUUCUGGUGAUAACACAGCUGGGAUUCUGCAGCGUCUAUAUCGUCUUCUUAGCCGAAAAUGUGAAACAAGUUCAUGAAGGACUGCUGGGGAGCACAGGGUUUGUUUCCAACAGCACCGACCCAUCUCAUGCGUGCGAGAGGAGUGUGGACCUCAGGGUCUACAUGCUCUGCUUUCUCCCCUUCAUAAUCCUCUUGGUCUUCAUUCGUGAGCUGAAGAAUCUCUUCAUACUUUCGUUCCUUGCCAACAUUUCCAUGGCUGCCAGUCUCGUGAUAAUUUACCAGUACGUUGUCAGGAAUAUGCCAGAUCCCCACAACCUUCCAAUUGUGGCUGGUUGGAAGAAAUACCCACUGUUUUUUGGUACUGCUGUGUUUGCUUUUGAAGGCAUAGGAGUGGUGCUCCCACUGGAAAACCAAAUGAAGGAGUCUAAGCGAUUCCCCCAGGCGCUGAACAUCGGCAUGGCAGUUGUCACGGUGCUGUAUGUCAGCUUGGCCACCUUGGGCUACAUGUGUUUCCGUGAUGAAAUCAAGGGCAGCAUUACCCUGAAUCUUCCCCAGGAUGUGUGGUUGUAUCAGUCAGUGAAAAUUCUGUAUUCCUUUGGCAUUUUCGUGACCUAUUCAAUUCAGUUCUAUGUUCCAGCAGAGAUCAUUAUCCCUGGAGUCACUGCCAGACUUCACGCCAAGUGGAAGCACAUCUGUGAAUUUGGGAUACGGUCCUUCUUGGUUAGCAUCACUUGUGCUGGGGCAGUUCUCAUCCCUCGCCUGGACAUCGUCAUCUCCUUUGUCGGGGCUGUGAGCAGCAGCACUCUGGCCCUCAUCCUGCCCCCGAUCGUGGAAAUCCUCACGUUCUCCAAGGAACACUACAACAUAUGGAUGGUCCUGAAAAACAUUUCCAUAGCUUUCACUGGAGUCGUCGGCUUCUUGCUGGGCACGUAUGUCACUGUGGAAGAAAUUCUGUACCCAACUACAGUAGCUGUGGUGGGUGACUCACAGGGUCUCUCUCUGAAUGCGAAUUCUACGUGCUUGGCAUCUGGUUUGAAGUAGCGGAAGAGCUGUGAACCUUCUGCUGUCCUCACAGUUCUAACGGCAGUUAAGAACCAGUACAGUGCAUCGAUGUACACCUAAACACAGUGCCAAACUCUUGUGUGUGCUGGCAGGAUGUUGUGAUUGGAUUGUGAACUGUCAUCUUCUGUGGCUGUGGUCAACUAUGGCAGAUUCGUGCUUUUAUCUAGUGAAAAAUUUUAAAUUAGCUUUGAAAAUUGAAAAAAACUAAAUUUCAAAACUUAAACAAUAAGCAUACCCUAUUAUUAUUAUUUGUUCCUGUAAGAAACACUUUGAAUAAGAAUAAUCUCUCUUACCACGCUAUUGGGAAGAUUAAGGAAUUCAACAGGGACAUAGUUAACAGACUCUUUCUGUAGCAGCCACAGUAGCAAAGUGAGCCCCUGUGUACACGUAUGAAAAUGCAUCGCUUGCAGUUACAUUCCAUGGGUAAUGCUUCAAACAGUCCCUUGCAGGAUAGACGAUUCCCCCUGACCACCAUGUAAACACUAGAAAGUUCUCAGAGCCAGAACCACCUCACUGUUAGGCUCUAUGGCCACUGGGAACCACCGAGCAAGGCUCUGACCCACUUUGGUCGUGGGCGGAACGGCCAUUGAAGUUUCUGGACUGCUGCUCCCUUAGCGGCUGUCCUAGUUAGGGCUCUGUUGCUGCGAUACAGCACCAUGACCAAGAGCAGCUUCUGGAGUUAUUUCCCUUCAUAGUUCACAUCACAGUGCGUCAUGAGGGCAGUGAAGGCAGGAAGCUAGGGCAGGAGCUGCUGCAGAGGCUGUGGAGGAUGCUGCUCACUGCACAGCAUCCGGGACCGCAGUGCGCAGAACCCUUGCAAACUGGUCUUCAGUCUGGAAAAUGCCCCCGCAGGCUUGCCUGCAGGUUAGUCUGACAGAGACAUUUUCCUAUUUGAAUCUCUCCUCCAAAAUUACUCUACAUCGUAUAAAGCUGUCAUAAAUGAGACGUAACAGUUAGGUUGGAGGGAAUGUAGUCCCAGAAAUGUCCGGUGACUUCGCCAAGAGCAUUUACCAGAGCCUACAGAACCUGACGUUUGACUCCACGCAGAGAUGUUUUUAAUUAUCAUUAUGUUUUAUGUCAUACUGAAGAAGAAUGAAGAAGCUACAUACUGCUUCAUUUUAGUAUGGGUUUAUUUAAUUCUAUUUCAUCUUUGGAGAGCGUGUGCCUGAUCUUUGACUGUAUGUGUCAGAAAAAUCCAAGAAGCCUGCUUGCUGGCUUUAUAGACCUCACACAGGAAGAGAAGCUCAUAUUUCCUUAAAUAGCAGAAGCUGUGGUGUUUGCUGGUCAGUGAGGGCUCCUUAUACAGCAGGGGACAGCUUACUAGCUGUGCAGUAUUCUAGUCACAUGGUCCCUUGCCUUUUUCCUUCCCAGAAUCAUAGGCACAUGGCAAAAUACAGGAUUCUGGAACUUCCUAGCCUGGGCAGAGUAAAGGAACCCUAAUGUGCAGGCUUAGGAAGCUUGAAACAGUAAGAAACUGCCUAGUAAAUACUGAGACACUUCAGGCAUCACCCCGAGAAAGCCUCCUUCACCAUCUCCACACACAAUACCCAAGCAGACAGGGAUGCUGGAGUUUAAAGCAAUGAGUCCUGGGUUGCUUUGUGGACUGCGCAGCCCGUGGCUCUCCAGUGUGUUAGUCUCUAAGAUGUCACAAGCUCUCUGUGGAAGUCUCUGUUUUUCUAUGAAAAUGUUAACUUAUUCAGGUUCAGCUUUGCUUACAUCAUCACUUCGUCUUCAAGUGUGAGCUCAUAAAUAUAUCAGAAGCUUUAUUUUGGUAGGAAUUCAUAAGAACCAAAAACUUUGAAAACGUUUAUGUUAGAUGUUUCUAAUAAUUGUUUAUGAUGUUUUAUGUUAAAUUGUUGCUUCACAUCUUUACUCUUGUGCAGAGAAAGUGGAUGAGGUUAUGAGGAAAGUAAUUUCAUAGGAAUUUGACAUGGGACAUGUAUUAGAUAUUCAGAAAUGUGCACUGGCGUCCAGUGAGUUAAAACUCAUGAAGAGCAGUGGGAGACCCUUGCCGGCUGUCCUGGGGUGGGGGGCGUACAGCUCCUCUGCACAGCAGGGGGCUCUUAGCGGCUAUGCUCAGGGUCCACGCUCCUCUGCAUGCUGUUUUAUGUCUGUAUCUUCACCUGUUACUGUGGGAUUCACCGAGUGCAGUGGAUCACUGCAGUACUUUUAAAAGUUCUGCACACACUGUGAGCAUCUUAUCAGUCAGGAUUUCCUGCAUAUAAGACUGCCCAAGUCACAAUACAGAAAGGAACGUAGGCUGACGGAAGAGGAAAUAGUUAAGUUUUAGUGCGAAACGCUGUUUAGAUGCAAAGUGGAAAGGCCAUGCACUCUUGUAUAAAGGUGACUGAAGAUAUAUUUGUCAUUUGAUCAUUUUUUCUGUAAUAUUUGGUUUUACAAAAUUGUAUUUUCUAAAGAGUGUUGGAGACGAUAUUUUGACUGCAGCAGGUAUUACGUCGUCUGUGGGCCGGAGGAAGGGGAAGCAGACACACCUGUUGAACGCAUGUUUGCUCUCUUGAUGCAUCAUACGGUGGCUGAAAUGACCCAGCAGUUACUUCCCAUGGCCGUGGGAACUUUUCCGGGUCCACUGUGACACCCUGAGAGGAAAGCCAUUGUUCGCCUCCCAUGGACUAGACUCUCAGCCGUUCACUGUUUGUCUGGGUUCCCUGACACUCCAAAGAGUGCUCAUCAGCAUCUGCGGCCACUCGUCAAAAGACGGUUCCCACGUGGCGUUUACCACGGGAUCUUUCCCUCCACAGUUAAGAAGUGGUAGGUAGCUAGGAAGCUUUCAGGUUAGAUAGAGCCACUUAAAAUAAACCAACCGACUGGUGUGUGCAGUGUCCACUGCUACCCUGUUGUGUUCGCUCUGACUUGUCACCAAAGCCACUUUGAUGUAUAUUCGUAGUCCUGGAAAUGCCAGCUGGAGUCGUAUGGUGCCGUUCCUAACAGAAGUUCCCACAGGUGCCAGCACAUUUGUUACUGGCAUUAUCCAGUAGGUCUUGACUGCAACUCCUUUUUCUUCAGUCAAGAUGGAAAAGAUUCAGAACAAGCCAAUGGAGAUAAUAUAGUUGUUUAUAUGAUAUGAGUGGUUCAGCAGAUGUUAACUGUUGAGAAAUAAAAUAAUUUAUUGAAAUGUAAAGCAUCAAUAGUAUGAAAUUAUAAAAUAUUAGAAAUGGGUUUGACUCAGUUAUCUUCCCUUACUUAAGGAAGUUACUUGACCACACAUGACUUCCUGGAUCUGACUGCUCUUGACCUAGCGUAUAAAAAGAAAUAUGGCUAGGUCUAGAAUUUUUGCCUAGCGAGUGAAAGGCAAGAUCACACAGUUGUUCAUAUUUCCUGUUAGUAUUGGCUACUUUCCGUGUGUGUCCAUGCAUGCUACCCCAAAGGGACUCACAUCUGAAUCCAUUUCAACUUCUCUACCACAGAAUAUUGGACCAGAAUGAUGAUCACAUAGGAAAAUGUAUAUUCAUGACAUGAAAAAUCCAGGAUGUAGAGAUUUGUUUUUCAAAAGUUAUUUUGUUAGCUUUAUUGAAAGUCAAGUUGCAUUGAACUUGUGUCAUUUAUUGUAAUUUAUUUUUCUUUGUAAAAGAAUUUGAAAAAUGUCUGAACGUACUGUAUCUUCUGAAUUGUCAAUAAAGUAUAAUUAUUUUGCUUGCUA